AUGCAAUGGCAAACCAUCGAGGUGAAUGGUGGUCUUGAGCACAUCACUCAGCAAUCGUUUGCUCGUUUAAAGCGAAAUGUUAGUCAGGCAACUAAUACUGCAGAUGAAGAAAUACUUGACGUGCCUGAUAUGCCUGAUAUGCCUGAUGUGCCUGAACUUGCUGGUCGCUCAGAAAUCUCUCGAGCCCCUAAGUUGCCUGAUUUCCCUAAAGAUGUUGAAGAUAAACCGCUGAUUCCCUAUCACCUAGCCCCGGCCCAGCAGUCAUCAAACUAUUCGACAGAGCCACCAAGCAAUAGAGAGCCAGCACUUGUCCUUUCAGCCGUUACUGGACAAGAUCUACCAGCCUGGCAGGAGCAAACAAGUUUGGAAGAAAAGCUCGAAUUCUAG
Messenger RNA from Aspergillus steynii IBT 23096, 387 nucleotides. RefSeq lists its product as uncharacterized. The transcript has 6 exons. The record is from RefSeq and is a predicted model, not a curated record. The coding region runs from base 1 to 387 and encodes 128 amino acids. NCBI's taxonomy places the organism in Eukaryota, Fungi, Ascomycota, Eurotiomycetes, Eurotiales, Aspergillaceae.